AUGGCGCGCGUACUGCUUCUGUUACUCGCCGGGCUGUCUGGUGGCCUCUGUCAAAAGGCACCACAAGUCCAAACUAGAAAUGGCUCUUAUACAGGCGUCCAUCUGCCUUUACUCAACCAAGACUACUUCCUAGGCAUGCCGUUCGCCCAGCCGCCUGUUCAAGGUCCCCUUCGAUUCUCACCACCAGCUUCACUGAACACCUCCUGGACUGGAUCGAGAGACGCUACUCAAUUCGGCAACAUUUGCUAUGGCUAUGGUAAUGACAACAACAGGCUCGCGGCACUUGGCUUCAAGAUCUCUGAGGACUGUCUGAGCAUCAACGUCGUUCGUCCUUCCAACUAUACAGACCAGUCGCUGCCAGUUGCCGUGUACAUCUACGGUGGAGGCUACUUCCAAGGUGGCAGCGCCGAUCCCCGGUUGAACUUCUCGUCCAUCAUUCGGGACUCUGUUGCAGCUGGGAAGCCCAUCAUUGGCGUUAGUUUCAACUAUCGCCUUUCCGCCUUCGGCUUUCUAGGAGAAAAUAUCGCCGCCUUUGGAGGAGAUCCUACCAAAGUAACCAUAUUCGGUAACAGCGCGGGUGCGGGUUCUGUCGGUGCCCAACUUCUGGCGUACAAUGGGCGCGAUGACGGACUGUUCAGAGGUGCCAUUUCUCAGUCGGGAGCCCCUGCUGGUUUCUCGCCAUUCUCCCCAUUUCUCGACGUCGCAAAGUGGGACGAAGUCUAUGAGAACAUCACAGUCGGCACAGGCUGCAGCACGACAGAUGCACUCAAUUGUCUGCGGAACGUCCCAAUCGAGGUUUUGAAUGCCGUGGUCAAUUCUACAGCCACUUCAGGGGCUUCCUAUGGACUAGUCUUUGAUGGCGACUUUGUUGCCGAUGCCCCAGGAGCGCAGCUGGCCAAGGGCAACUUCGUCAAGGUUCCAUACAUAAUCGGCCACAACACAGACGAAGGAUCUGCCUUUAUCCCAGGGAACAACUUUGACAAUGCCACGUUCUAUCCAACGUCCAAGAUCGACACGGAUGAGCAAUUUAGGGCCUACAUUGCUUCGCUCAAGGCCAACGAGACGGUUGCAAGUAGAGUGUUUGACUUAUACCGCCAAAACGCAACGGACCAGGCUCUAGCCACAUACCCGGACGAUCUUGGUGCUGACCUCGGUUACCAAUACAAGAGAGCUGUUACGCUCGCUGGUGACUCUAACAUCAUCGCGCCCACUCAUUAUACGGCUCAGAUGUGGGCGGCGUAUAACGUGCCUCUUUACAAAUAUCGAUGGGAUGUCAUCGUCAGCGGAUUGCCUCGCUACAUUGGCGCAACGCAUGCGAAAGAGAUAUUCUUCGUCUUCGACGACCAAAGCAGAGACGACUACGACGUGUGGCCUCUGCAAGACAAGCCUCAGUCUUUCUCCGAACUAGCUUCCAUAAUGGCAACGGCGUGGGCUAGUUUUGUGGCAACUGGUGACCCGAAUAGCAAUGGAUCAGUCAACGGUACAAACUGGCCUUUGUAUAAUGAGUUCAAGGAGAACUUUGUCUUCACUGGUAACGUCACUAGUCACGUUGAGAACGACGAUACGCGUGAGCAGGAAAUCAGCUUUCUGUCAAGUCUCUUUUGA
This is a messenger RNA of Colletotrichum tamarilloi, 1605 nucleotides long. RefSeq names its product lipase 2. Lineage: Eukaryota; Fungi; Ascomycota; Sordariomycetes; Glomerellales; Glomerellaceae. Bases 1 to 1605 code for a protein of 534 amino acids. The record is from RefSeq and is a predicted model, not a curated record. The transcript has 8 exons.